GCGCCAAACUCGAUCGCUGACGGACGUGAAGCCAAGUGUCGGCGGCGGGGACGCUCGGUGGGGGCGGGCGGAGCAGGUGACGGGGGCCCCGGUCCGGCUGGCGGAGCAGCACCAGUCGUGAUUGUGCAGGAUGAUGGCGGUUCCAUUUGUGGAAGAUUGGGAUCUGGUGCAGACUCUGGGUGAAGGAGCAUAUGGCGAGGUGCAAUUGGCAAUUAAUCGGCGAACAGAGGAAGCCGUGGCAGUGAAGAAAGUGGACACCACUCGUGCUCGUGACUGCCCUGAUAAUAUCAAGAAGGAAAUCUGCAUCAAUAAGAUGUUGAACCACGCAAACAUUGUCCGCUUUUAUGGGCAUCGGCGAGAGGCGCAUAUCCAGUACUUGUUUUUGGAGUAUUGCAGUGGAGGAGAGCUCUUUGAUAGGAUAGAACCUGAUGUGGGGAUGCCUGAAGUGGAUGCUCAUAGGUUUUUCCAGCAGCUGAUAGCAGGAGUGGAAUAUCUUCAUAGCAUUGGAAUUACACACAGGGACAUCAAGCCAGAGAACCUGCUACUUGAUGACCGAGACAACCUGAAGCUCUCUGAUUUUGGCUUGGCGACAGUUUAUAGACACAAUGGCCGGGAGAGGUUAUUAAACAAAAUGUGUGGCACUUUACCAUAUGUUGCCCCAGAACUGCUGAAGAGGAAGGAGUUCCAUGCAGAACCCGUGGAUGUCUGGUCCUGUGGAAUUGUUCUUGCUAUGCUGGCUGGAGAGUUACCCUGGGACCAGCCUGCUGAGAGUUGCCAGGAGUACUGUGAUUGGAAUGAAAAGAAACUAUACCUGACACCGUGGAAAAAGAUCGAACCUGUCCCUUUGAGUUUGCUGAACAACAUCCUAAUGGAAGGUCCAAAGCACAGAGCCACUAUUUCAGAUAUUAAGAAGGACAGGUGGUUCAUUAGCCAGUUUAAAAGAGGUGUGAAGAGAACUCGAUUGUCCUCUGGUUGCCCUAAUGAUUCUCAGGGACCUUUCUCUAAACAUAUUCAUUCUAACGUGGACCUGUCCCCCGUUAGUGAUGUGCCCUGGAGGGAGGAUCAAGCUAGAAUCUCGAUCUCCCAGCCCGAGCCUCGGAUCGCCCUGUCGUUAUGGGAUUCCAAUCAUUCCAGUAUUGAUAAUCUAGUACAAGGUAUCAGCUUCUCCCAGCCUACUUGUACAGAUCACAUGCUUGUUGGCAGCCAAUUACAGAGUACUCCUGGAUCAUCACAGAAUCCUUGGCAACGAUUAGUGAAACGAAUGACUCGCUUCUUCACGAAGUUGAAUGCUGAACAAUCUUACCUGAGCCUGAAGGAGGUCUGUGAGAAAUUAGGCUACACCUGGAAGAAAAACUGCAACAACCAGGUGACCAUAUCGACAGUGGACAGACGGAACAACAAGCUGAUAUUCAAAGUGAAUCUGAUUGAGAUGAACGAGAGAAUCCUAGUGGACUUUAGAUUGUCCAAGGGUGAUGGUCUUGAAUUCAAAAGACACUUUGUGACUAUAAAGCACAAGUUAAGUGACAUCAUCUACACUCAGAAGAUCCUGACGCCUGUAACCUGAUUUUAUUUUUUGUGCAUUGUAUCUCUGCUGGAAUGAGGCUGCUAAUAGUAUUCUGUGGCUGGGUUACGUCCUUUGACUCAGCUUGAAGACACUAAGGCUGUGAGAUUGUUCAUGAUUGAGUGUUAAGAGUUAACCCCGACCAUAAUUAAAGGAGAGACUUCAAGUAAUAGGUAAUCAGCUAAAACAGCAAAACUUAAACCUGUGUAAAUUUACCCGGGUCAGUCAAAUCCAGUGCUUCUCUCCAACCCCAUUCUGAGUGGCUGAGUCACUGUUUGAAUCCCUGCCAAGUGGCUUUAUUCAGAUCCUCUUUUUUUAGCAAAGUUGGGAAGCAUUGCUAAAUGUCAUAGUCUCCAGUUAGUGUAAAUACUGAAUGAAGUUUAUCUGGUCACCAGACUCAAGGAAUUUCACAACCAAAAUCAAGCUGGUGGAAAAAUGGGAUUAUCAUUCACCACAGGGUGAGAACAGUGGGCCAUAAAGUAUUUAUUGUGGCAGCUCCUCUAACUCGUGGGUCAGCUUGCUUCUACAAUUUUCUAGAAAUACCAGGAUUUUUACAAGUAGUAAAGAAAAUAAUGCCUGUCCUGUCUGAGGUUUGUCUUGUACAGAAGUGUUAGAGAUAUUGAGCCCAGACCAAGACCUGAAAGUUGAGAGGCUGGGGGCUACAGUUUAAGCACCAGUAUAAUACUUGAAGACAAAUGCUCCAGACACACUUCUGAGCAUUUAUUAGAAAUGCAGAAACCAGUGAAGGUUUUGAGCUGUUGGAAAUUUGAGAAUUACCAGUUAAACAUUCUGGGAGUAAUUCUGCAUUUGGGAUUACAGACUGCUGUAAUUGCUGAUUUCUGUAUUACUAUAACAAUAUUUAAAUAUGACUUUUUUUAAACAGAUUGGCAAUAGUUAUUUCAUGUUUUCUCAAAUUCUGUAGAAGAAUCACUUGUGGACCUCCCACCUCUAUCACUGGAAUGCUUAUCUGUACUAAUCAAUAUAUCUGGUGAUAAAGGUGUAAGAUUUUAUGUACUCCACAGUCCAUGGCCAGUGACCCGAUUUCAUGUCAUAGAUUUACAGAACUUGCUAACUGUAACUGAGAUUUCCCAAUGAAACGUCUUAAUUUUGUUUUUGAGGGGGAAAAAGUCCAGCUUGUGGGGAUGAUUAAUUCAUCCUGUGGACUGUCUGCUGUGAGUGUGCUGUUGUAACGUUCCUGGUGGUAGAUAUUUGUUCAUUAACAAAUUUUGUGCUUUCAGGAAUAAGUCAAACUCAUGGGGACAGAAAGAAUGGACUAGUCAUCAGGAUUAGAUGUUAACACAAGCAGUAUUUUGCCUAAAUUUGAUCUCUCCCUAUCCCAGCUAAAUUUUUAUGACUGAAUUGUGUUCAGCCUUGUAUGAUGAGGGAAGUCUGCAGUAUAUCUCCCCUGGAGCAGCUCAUUACACUUGUGCUCUUUGAACUUGAUUGCCUGCUUAUCACAAGAUUAUCUUAGCUCUGCAUUGAAGAAAGUAGAAUCUACUAGUGGCUAGAAUCAGUUACAGUUAUUGUACCACUGGUAACCACAAAACUAUAGGCACUGCAGCAAGGAGGUUUGAUUGGAGCCAAAUGUCUUGGUAAAGAACCUGAACUAGUUUCAAUUAGUGGAGCUGGUCACUUAAUACCUCACAACCAUAAAAGAUCAAUUAUUUCCUGAAAACAAUAUUAAACAAAACAUUGGUUCCAGUCAGUUGGACUCCAAUUUCAUUUAUGUUGGCUAUUUGGAAAAGGGGUGAAAAUGCAGCUGAGGCUUUUGAGGAUUAAAAUUUUGAUUCUAAGAAACACACUGUUGCAGAGUAACUUUUGAACUUCAUUACUGUGAUUUUUUUUCCCCUAAUACAACGCUGGCUUGAUGACUUUUGACAAAAAGUACUGUGCAAAUAAUUAAGCAAAUAUUUAAAUAAACUGCUGUUUUUUCUGGGGUUUGUUCUGGGUGUGUAAACUUCAAACUUGGUUAGAUUUUGUAAAGUUUGCAAUAGCUUGGUUAUUGAGUCUUAUGAAAGGCAUUUUAUAGAAAAGAUUAAACUUCAAGGUUUAGUGGUGAUUGCUACUUACAACAAUCUGCUGUUCACCAUCUCAACCACUUCACCCCUAUAUCCUCCAGACUGAUAAAUAAAUGUCAAGCACGAGAAAUACUUUAGCCUAUGAACUCAAUUAGAUUGACCCUCCUUUAAUUCAUCUGACCACUUUGUAUUGUAAAUUAGGAUCCCUGUUCCUUUCCUGUAUUGUCCUCUUUUGUUCUCGUUACCCUGACUCUCUCAUUAAAUGACGACGCUUUCCCUUUCCAAUGCUUUUUUAAAAAUUUUAUCCAUGGAAGUUCAGUCUGAAUGCUUUAUUUUGCUGCUGUUUACUGAGGUUGGGUAGUUUCCCAAAAAAAGAGAUUCUGGAAGAGGUUCUAAUAGAGCUUUUUAA
Pristis pectinata (smalltooth sawfish) is the source of this 3988-nucleotide messenger RNA. RefSeq names its product checkpoint kinase 1 (gene chek1). Gene Ontology annotation, cellular component: cytoplasm; nucleus; site of double-strand break. The record is from RefSeq and is a predicted model, not a curated record. Gene Ontology annotation, molecular function: protein serine/threonine kinase activity; ATP binding. NCBI's taxonomy places the organism in Eukaryota, Metazoa, Chordata, Chondrichthyes, Rhinopristiformes, Pristidae. Gene Ontology annotation, biological process: mitotic G2 DNA damage checkpoint signaling; protein phosphorylation.